GUAGCGCGCUGGGCGGCAGAGCGGGCGGCGCAGGCCGGGCUGGGCCCGCGCGCAGCGGCAGCAGCAGCGGCGCCCCGGGCCGGAGGCGGCCCAGCCGAGCGGGCCAUGGCCACCGCCAUUCAGAACCCGCUUAAGUCCCUUGGCGAGGACUUCUACCGGGAGGCCAUCGAGCACUGUCGCAGCUACAACGCGCGCCUGUGUGCCGAGCGCAGCCUGCGCCUGCCCUUCCUCGACUCGCAGACCGGCGUGGCCCAGAACAACUGCUACAUCUGGAUGGAGAAGACCCACCGCGGGCCUGGUUUGGCCCCGGGACAGAUCUACACUUACCCCGCCCGCUGUUGGAGGAAGAAACGGAGACUCAACAUCCUGGAGGACCCCAGGCUCCGGCCCUGCGAGUACAAGAUCGAUUGUGAGGCACCGCUGAAGAAGGAGGGUGGCCUCCCGGAAGGGCCAGUCCUCGAGGCUCUGCUGUGUGCUGAGACUGGAGAGAAGAAAGUGGAGCUGAAGGAGGAGGAGACCAUCAUGGACUGUCAGCACAUCAGUGCCCCCACCUUCUUGACCCCCCAAUCUCCCUUCUACUGGGCCCAGAAACAGCAGUUGCUGGAGUUUCCGCAUGAUCUCGAGGUAGAAGACUUGGAGGAAGACAUGCCCAGGAGGAAGAACAGGGCCAAAGGAAAGGCAUAUGGCAUUGGAGGUCUCCGCAAACGCCAGGACACCGCAUCUCUGGAGGACCGAGACAAGCCUUACGUCUGUGAUAUCUGCGGGAAGAGAUAUAAGAACCGGCCAGGACUCAGCUACCAUUACACCCACACCCACCUGGCUGAGGAGGAGGGGGAGGAGCACACUGAGCGCCACGCCCUGCCUUUUCACCGGAAAAACAACCAUAAACAGUUUUACAAAGAAUUGGCCUGGGUCCCCGAGGCACAGAGGAAACACACAGCCAAGAAAGCACCAGAUGGCACUGUCAUCCCCAAUGGCUACUGUGACUUUUGCCUGGGGGGCUCCAAGAAGACUGGGUGUCCCGAGGACCUCAUCUCCUGUGCAGACUGUGGGCGAUCAGGACAUCCCUCGUGUUUACAGUUCACCGUGAACAUGACCGCAGCUGUGCGGACCUACCGCUGGCAGUGCAUUGAAUGCAAGUCCUGCAGCCUGUGUGGCACCUCGGAGAAUGACGGUGCCAGCUGGGCGGGUCUCACCCCCCAGGACCAGCUGCUGUUCUGUGAUGACUGCGAUCGAGGUUACCACAUGUACUGCCUGAGCCCUCCCAUGGCGGAGCCCCCGGAAGGGAGCUGGAGUUGCCACCUCUGUCUUCGGCACUUGAAAGAGAAGGCCUCUGCUUACAUCACCCUGACUUAGGCCUGGCUCUGCUUCCCCAGCACCUUCGGGUGGUGCUAUCUUCUGCCUCUUGGAGUUCCUGGCUCUUCCCACCCGGUGUCCUCAGUGGAAGGGAUAGGGUGAAACCCAGAGUCGGGGGAGGGGGCGGGCAAAGCAUUCUCCCUCUGCAAGUGGAAUGUUACCCUGUGAGUGGGUGGGUCCAGCAGGGUCACUCCUGUCCCCCCUCUUCAUCCCUUGACAAAUGGGCACCAGGCUUCUGCUCUCCUCAAAGCCAUACCCCGCCUCUGGGCGGGCAUAGAGGGGCAGUGGAUGCCAGCCAGCGGCACGAAAAGAGCCUUUUUCUAAAGAAAAAGACAAAACGUGAAAAAAAAAAAAGGGAAAAAAAGAAAUUAAUAUAUACAAAGAGUCCUAUAAAGCCUGGCUGGGUGGAGAGGCACUGUUGAGUGUCUGCUGGGGAGCUGACUUUACCAGUUUCCUGAAUGGCGCCUCCCCACCUCAUUUCUGGAGUUGCAAUGGUCUCAGCUCCCAUCUGAGGUGGGUAGGAUCCCUUCCUCGGUACCCACCGUGGAUACUGCAUGUGAACUAUGGUUUUGAACUCUUCCUGCUCCUCCUUGAGAGCCCCGUGCAGCGCCCUCCCGGUGCCUGCCUGCCAGGCCUGGGCGUGCAGCUGGGGGAGGCCGUGGGGUGAGGCAGGCAGGCAGCCAGCCCACUGCAGUGAGAAGCACAGAUUGCAAUGGACUCAGUUAUUUUUUUUUUUUUUCUUUCCUUUCCCCCUUCCCACCCCUUUCCUUCCCUGCCCAGCCAGGCUGGGCUGCCUCCUGCCCCCCUCGCUAGCCAUUUGGGGGUGGCAAGGGGGUGUGGUUGUUUCUCGUGGUUGUGUGUGUUUGUUGUUCGGGUUUUUAAAAGGGGAAAUUGAGACUGCAAGUGGGGGAGGUGGAGGGUCUGGGGGAGUCUGCCCCCAAUCCAGGAGUACCCCCCUUGCCACCAAGUCUCCUUUAUUGCCUGCCUCUGCUGUGAAUUAACUUGUUCUGUGUAUUAAACUGGGCCUGACCCCUCUGCCCACAA
Molecule: messenger RNA, 2400 nt
Organism: Mus pahari (shrew mouse)
Lineage: Eukaryota; Metazoa; Chordata; Mammalia; Rodentia; Muridae
Gene: Dpf1
Product: double PHD fingers 1
Exons: 12
Coding region: 106-1356 (416 amino acids)
Biological process (GO): nervous system development
Cellular component (GO): nBAF complex
Source: RefSeq, a predicted model, not a curated record